This is a messenger RNA of Durusdinium trenchii, 1295 nucleotides long. The record is from the annotation of a GenBank genome assembly. Lineage: Eukaryota; Dinophyceae; Suessiales; Symbiodiniaceae.
AGCCAAUGUAUUUAGUGGCUUUUCAUUGAGCCUCCAUAGCUUUAGUUUUUUUUUUUUUGCCUUCUUCCAUCGCGGCUGAGGAGCAUGACAGAUCAAUCGACGAAGGCUGCCGGACGCUUUGCAAGCGCUGCAAGCGUUGCAAGCGCUGCAAGCACAAGCUACAAGGAUGAUCACGUGAGCAAAGACUCGCCAGCGAAGACGCACAAGGACGGCGAUCAGGUCCGGGGCCACCGCCAUCGAAAGAGCCUGCCCAACUUCCAGUGCCGAGCAGAGGAGUUGUUGAAAAAGAAGAUGGAGGAGCUCUAUGUUCUCAUCCCCAAGAUGGUCGACUUGUUUGAGGGAAUCGAUGAUACGAAGACGGAACUCCUGGUCGACCAGUUGGUUGAGAUGGUGGAGGUCUCCACCGACCUGCUCUUGACCGAGAGCAUGAAGAAUUAUGGGCAGCUCCAAUGCAUUAAGUUGCAAGUAGAUGCCUUGGUCGACUCCCUCGCCUGGCUCAAAGAGGAGCUUGAUCUUCUCGUGACCUCAUUCGAGAGUUGCCUUAAAGGGCGAAAGAUCCGCGUCAGCGAUGAUGAGUUCAAGGAAAUGGUGGACCUUGUCGACUUAGACCACUUGCUUGCGCAGGUGGAAAAGCACCAACGCCGUCAGGUGGUGGAGAAGGUGGUCAAAGUGCCCCCGCUGGAAAGCACCACCCACACGGCCACUCGAGAGGUGGAGACUGAGCCGCGGCGACAGGUGAACGUCGAGAGCAUCGAGCAGGUCACCGAUGUAAAUGUGAAGCCGAUUGAAGUGGUGCAGGUUCGCAUCCACGAGGCAGCCCAAAGCCAAGCAGCGGCUGUGCUGGUGAUUGGUCGCCUUCCCGAUCACUUCCGGCCGAGGGCGCCGCCAGCAGCACGUGCAGUUGGGCUGUUGGAUGAGGUGCCACACAGCCAGGCCGACCCCCAAUCAGCCACAGUUCCCUCGGUCCACCAAGCAGCGCUUUGAGAGCCUGCAAAAAAUUGGACAAACGGGAUGGCCGCUUGCGAGAGCAUGGGCGAAAACGUGCAGCCCAAAGCAGGGGUUCUUAAGGUGGAGGAAAGAAUCGGCUGCCUGACGCUGCAGGAUUCUUGGACCUCUGAGGUCCAAGAAUCAUGGUGAAAUCGUUUCUUAUCGUGAAAUCCUUUGUUUGCAAAGGAGCGCACGCUUGGGCGGGGCUGCGAGUUCCAUGGCCUUGUUCGAUGGGUUCCCAACCUUCGGCCGGUGACCAGCCAACGGUCCGGUCGCCGGUCGCCGGUCGGGUAGGGGUUUGUACUGCG